CAUUGCAGAAACCAAAUCUGUCCAGUCAGCUCCCCUGUGCUUGUAUAAAAAGGCGAAGAUUCAUCCUGACGUCUCUCCACAAACUGAGAGAAGGGGACACUGUGGUGACAAUGGCAUCUGCGUUCCUACUGACCUUGUGCCUUGGCAUGCUGGCUGUGAGCCUUGCUGCCCCGACAAAUGACAUCCGCUGGUGUGUGAAGUCUGAGCAAGAACUGAAAAAAUGCAAAGAUUUAAGCCAAACCUGUACUAGUGACAAGACUCUGACCUGUGUCCAUAAAGCCACCACCGAUGACUGCUUCAAGGCCAUUGCUGACGGAUUAGCAGAUGCAAUCACCUUGGAUAGUGGAGAUAUUUACAGGGCUGCUCGGAAUCCAUAUAACCUGAAGCCGAUCCUGUCAGAAGACUAUGGCACUGAGAAAGACCCGGAUACAUGCUAUUAUGCAGUGGCUCUUGUGAAGGAAUCAAGUACUUUUAUGUUUGAUGAUCUGAAGGGUAAGAAAUCUUGCCACACUGGUGUUGGAAGAACAGCAGGCUGGUACAUUCCAGUUGGAGUUCUGAUUAAGAAAGGAAAAAUUACGCGGGAAGAAGAUCAACCUAUCGAGAAAGCUGUUGCAAACUUCUUCACAGCCAGUUGCGCCCCAGGUGCCAAAGAAGAAAAACUGUGCAAGCAGUGUGCAGGAAAGGGAAAGGAUAAGAAGUGUAAGCAAUCUGAAAUUGAGUUAUAUUUUGGAUAUGAUGGUGCCCGCAGAUGUUUGAAAGAUGACAAAGGAGAUGUGGCUUUUGUGAAACACAUCUUACCAGAGGAAUUUCACAAGGGUUACGAGCUGCUGUGUCUGGACAAUACAAGGAAACCAAUCAGUGAAUAUGAGAAAUGUCAUUGGGGAAGAGUUCCAUCUCAUGCGGUGGUGUCUGUUCAAGAUGAAGAAAAGAUUAAAUCUAUCACUGAAUUUCUUCUGCAGGCUAAGAGCAAACCAGGCUGCAAAUUGUUUGGUUCCCCUCAUGGGAAAGAUCUAAUGUUCAAAGAUUCUGCAAAGGACCUCAUCCCGCUCCCAAAUAAACUUGAUGCCUUCUUGUACUUGGGAAAAGAAUUCACUGAUGACUUUAAAGCACAGGACACAGAUAUUGGAGAGUUGGAAUUACUAUCCGAUGAAAAGAUCCGAUGGUGCACACAAGGCAAAGAGGAGAAGUCAAAAUGUGACACCUGGACUAUUGCAAGUAAAGGGGCCAUCGAGUGUGUGGAGGCUUCCAGUGCAGAAGAAUGUAUUGUAAAGAUUCUGAAAGGUGAAGCUGAUGCAGCCACAUUUGAUGGGGGAUACUUGCAUACAGCAGGGGCAUGUGGACUUGUUCCAGCAAUGACAGAGAUCUAUGACGCUAGUGAAUGCAAAGGAACAGGAACAACAACAGGCUCAUAUUAUGCUGUUGCCAUUGUAAAGGCAGAGAACCAGGACAUCUCAUGGAAUAAUCUUAGAGGCAAAAAAUCAUGCCACACAGCCGUUGGACGCACUGCUGGAUGGAAUAUCCCUAUUGGUCUCAUUCAUAAGGAAACUGGCGUUUGUGAUAUGUCAACUUACUUUUCUGCGAGCUGUGCCCCUGGUUCUGAUCCUAAAUCUAAUCUCUGCAAACUGUGCGCUGGCGACCCAUCAAAAUCACUGGAUGACUCAAAGUGUUCAGCAAAUACUAGGGAACUGUUGUAUGGCUAUCAUGGAGCAAUAAGGUGCCUACUUGAGGCAGAUGCAGAUGUUGCUUUUGUGAAGCAAUCGACAAUCUUUGAGAUCAUUAAUGAUAAUCCUUCAUGGCUGAAGAAUAAGAAACUGGAUGAUUUCCGUCUUCUGUGCAGAGAUGGCACUAAGAAACCCGUGUCUGAAUAUAAAACUUGUCAUCUUGCUGAGGUACCAGCUCAUGCUGUUGCUACUUUAUCAGAAAGAAAGGAGGCGGUUGUAAGCAUUCUUGAAGCUCAGCAGCUUCAAUUUGGAAAGAAAACAGACGGCUCCUCACAGAUGUUUAAAAUGUUUUCCUCUGACGGACGCAGAGAUCAGCUCUUCAAGGAUUCCACAGAAUGUCUACGUGAAAUUAAAGGAAGUAUGCCUGAAUUCCUUGGAAAGGACUACGCAGACGCUGUGGAUUCUCUAAACAAUUGUUCCAAAUCAGAACUGUUGAAAGCCUGCACCUUCCACACCUGCAAGAUUUUGAAGGUCUAGUCUUUGUGAAGGAUUGUCACCUAUAUAUCUCCCCAGUUAUCUCCUUGUUCUUCUCCAUGAAAACGAUUGUUCUACAGUCACACACUUGUCUCAUGCCCUUCUAUUUUAAUAAAUAGAUUGAGAUUUUCUUUUACAGAA
Messenger RNA from Hyla sarda, 2336 nucleotides. Its product is annotated as serotransferrin-A-like. Gene Ontology annotation, biological process: iron ion transport; antibacterial humoral response. Gene Ontology annotation, cellular component: early endosome; recycling endosome; plasma membrane. NCBI's taxonomy places the organism in Eukaryota, Metazoa, Chordata, Amphibia, Anura, Hylidae. The transcript is spliced from 17 exons. Bases 111 to 2198 code for a protein of 695 amino acids. The record is from RefSeq and is a predicted model, not a curated record.